Molecule: messenger RNA, 2094 nt
Organism: Trichobilharzia szidati
Lineage: Eukaryota; Metazoa; Platyhelminthes; Trematoda; Strigeidida; Schistosomatidae
Source: the annotation of a GenBank genome assembly
CAGAACUAGGGAAUAGACACGUAACAAAUGGCUACUCCAUAUUGACUAGUCAACGUAAACCCGUAAUCUCUCGGAAAUUACUUACCAAACAGUGAAGAAAGACUGAUGAUUCUAUUUCUGAUACCUUUUCAUCGGUAGUAAAUAUGUAAAGAAGUAUGUAUAUUGAUGGGUUAGGAAGUUAACUAAUUACAUUGAUGAAAUCACACAAUCAAGUAGAACAUUCAUUGGAUUCAGAGGGGGUCGGAUAAACGGAAUAGAAAAAAGAUGGUCAGUUAGAGGACUAUUCAGCCUGAGGUUAUGUUAUGUGUAUGUUGUAAGAGCGAUGAAAGUGAAUUAGUCAAGCCUACUUUCUCGGAUGUCAAUAUGAAUCUCUGUUGUAACAUACCCUUACACCAUUUACCUACUUAUUAAUAUAAACUUAAACAUCAUAAUGUUGUUGAAUAAGAAUAUGUAAGUUCCCUCUCUCUGUAAUUUUCCAUUUUCAGCAUAGUUAUCGUAGUGGAUAAUGAGUGUCAAUAUGGCUGCUUCAUCUACGCGAAAUGAUGGUGAUUCAACAACUGUUAAUAAUAAUCGUAAAAUUAUAUUGAAUCGUCUAGCGGAACGUCAUGCACAGACUAGUGCUGUGAAUAGUCAAAGUAAAAAAGCUUUAAAGCAAAAUGAAGAUUCGGGAGAGUCUGUGAGUAGUGACAGCGUGGCAGCAGCAGCAGCCGAUAAGCAUAUGGAUUUUUUACAACAAUUUCUACAGUGUAAAGAGACUAUUAUUAAUGAUUUGGAAAAUACUAUUGAUAAAAUUCAUACGCAUAACUUACCGAUAAGUGAACGUACACAAGUUUUGGAUGAUAUUUUACUUCGCUUGGAUCAUAUGCAAAAAUGGUUGAAUGAAAUAUCUAUGUAUCUGACUACAUUCGACAAUGAACGUGCUCGUUUAGAGUUGAAGAGUUUAAAUGAUCUCUUUCAUGAGAAAAAGAACGAACUGUUACCCAGUAAAAAAUUUGGUUUUUCACGUCAACAAAAAACUAACAAACAAGAAAAUAUGCCUAAAACUGAAAAUGAAAUGAAAACAUCUACUCAUGAUCACGCAUCUAUGAAGUCUACUCCUACCACCACCACCACCACCACCACCACCACCACCACCACCACCACCACCACCACCACCACCACCACCACCACCACCACCACCACCACCGCUACUCUUGCUUCCAAUGAAUCCUCAAUGUAUGAUCCACGUUACAGUUUAACGCAUAUUACUGGUUCUCAACACUGUGUUAUCCCUUGCCCUGAUAAUUCUUCAACAUCAUCGCCAUCAUCAGAUAUAUCAACUAUUAAUCAAUCUGUUUAUUUAGCUGAUUUACUCGAUUGUACAGUUAAAGUAUGCAGUGUAUUUGGCAGUUUAAUUGGACGUCGAUUAAAAAAUUGUAAAAUUUAUUGUUAUCCUAUAGCUGGUUCUGUAUGGCUUAAUGAUUGUAUAAAUUGUGAUCUUGUAUUUGCUUGUCGUCAGUUAAGAGUGCAUAAAACAUCACAUUGUCGAUUAGCUUUACAUACAUCUAGUCGACCUAUUAUUGAAGAUUCUACAGACUUACAAGUUGCACCAUAUCAAUAUACAUAUGAUACACUUGAUAAAGAUUUGCGUACAGCUGGUUUAUCUAGUGAUAAUUGUGAAAGUAAUUUAUGGCGUGAAAUUGAAGAUUUCAGUUGUCCUAAUAGACGAUUAACAAUUGGUUCUUCAAAUUGGUGUAUAUUACCUGAGGCUGAAUGGUCUUCAUUACGUCCAAGUUAAUGAUGAACGAAAACAAAGGGAGGCGAAAGGAGCAGGGCUAUUAUUUGUUGCUUUUUGUUCAACAGAAUACACUAUUCAAUCAGUGGUUUUAUUCUUUCGCUCUUUCUCUCUCUCUCUCUCUAAAUGACCAUUUUAAUUAAUUCGUAAUUGUAAAUAUAAUUCACACACACACACACACAUUCCGUUAUAAAAAACACACACUAUUGCUCUAAUUUGUAUGACAAGUUAUGCUUUUUGUGGAUGUGUUAUUAUCACCGUUGUAUGUUUAUUUUGCUGCAGUGCUUUGAUUACUGGAUAAUAAAGUAGUUUCUCAGUAA